GGAUUGCAGACGCAAGUAGAGGGAGGAGAAUAGACAAGGGAUAUACGUAACAAGAACCUCAGUUGUAGCACCAAGGAUAAUCUACAAACCCCUGUAGGCUACAGUAACAUCAAUAUGAUGGGCCAGGCUGUUUAAACGAAGAAUAGCAUAUGGAUUAAAUACCAACAUCAGUCUUUCGACGGUGUGUCCCUUGAUACAUUGUUUUUAUUUUUUAAAGAAUCAUAUUGGAAACAUUUAGCGCCACGACGGCUGAUCGCAUCUCAGAUCCUGCAUUUUUUAUGUUCAUAAAUGUUAUAGGCUAUCGUUUUUUGGUCACGAGCUUCAUCCACUCAUGUGGCAAUGUCGAAAAACCGGCGAUCUUAACCGUGGCUAAACUGGUCGACAGACAUUGUAGGGGGAGUUAAACUGUGGCUACCGUAGCUACGGUACUGCCUGGUUUGAGACCUCCUUCCGGCGAUGUUCUCAAAAAUACAAGUUUCCUGAUAAUUGGACUGUUCUACCCAGACUAUACCCACAAACAAAUAAACUGUGGGGUUACCAAAAGGCAAGUAAAAUAAGGCUUUCCUGCAGCACAUCACACAGUCUGUCCCCCCCCAUCCGCAGUGAUCAUGUCUUCCAGGGAGCGUCGGUCGGACCUGUACAUCAAGGCAGAGCCCAGCAGCCCAGAGGGAGGGGGUGGCGGCCGGGCCAGUCCAGGCGGCGCCUCCUCAGACUCCUCCCAGAGUGGCGGAGGUGGUGCGAGGGGAGAUGGGGUUGGGCGCUACUCACCCCCCCUGUACACGCCAGCCCUGCGCUGCCACUUCAAGGAGGAGGGGGGCGACGGGGCGGAGGAGGGAUCCACUGGCAGCGGAGGAGGACGGUGCAAGUAUGCCCUGAGCACGCUACCCAAGAGACUGUGUCUGGUGUGUGGCGAUGUGGCGUCUGGCUACCACUACGGUGUGGCCUCAUGUGAGGCCUGCAAGGCCUUCUUCAAAAGGACCAUCCAGGGUAACAUUGAGUAUAGCUGUCCGGCCUCAAAUGAAUGCGAGAUCACCAAGCGCCGCAGAAAGGCCUGCCAGGCGUGCCGCUUCACCAAGUGCCUCAAAGUGGGCAUGCUGAAAGAGGGAGUCCGUCUGGACCGAGUCAGAGGAGGGAGACAGAAGUAUAAAAGACGCCCGGAGGUGGAGAACGCGACCUACCAGAGCGCCCCCCUGGCGCUUAGGAAGGAAGGUGAGAAAGGCUCCUCCAACAUCAUCGUUUCCCACCUCCUGGUGGCAGAGCCUGAGAAACUGUUUGCCAUGCCCGACCCACUGCAGCCUGACACGGCUCAGCGGACCCUCACCACCCUCUGUGACCUCGCCGACCGGGAGCUGGUCGUCAUCAUCGGCUGGGCCAAGCACAUACCUGGCUUCCUGUCACUGUCCCUGGCAGACCAGAUGUCCGUGCUGCAGUCGGUGUGGCUGGAGGUGCUGGUGCUGGGUGUGGCCUUCCGUUCCCUGAACUGUGAGGACGAGGUGGUGUUCGCCGAGGACUUUGUCCUUGACGAGGAGAUGUCCCGCGUGGCCGGGCUGACAGAGCUCAACGCGGCCAUCAGCCAGCUGGCCCGACGCUUUCGCUCCUUGCAGCUCGACCGAGAGGAGUUUGUCAUGCUCAAAGCCAUCGCUCUCACCAACUCAGACUCUGUGUACAUUGAGGACAUGGAGGCGGUGCAGAAGCUGAGGGACCUCCUUCACCAAACCCUGUUGGAGUUGGAGUGCCAGCGGCGCCCAGAUGACCCCCAGCGGGCGGGGCGCCUCCUCCUCACCCUGCCCCUCCUCCGACAGACUGCUGGUCGCGCCCUCACCACUUUCUACAGCAUCAAGACCCGAGGCGGUGUGCCCAUGCACAAACUCUUCCUGGAGAUGUUGGAAGCCAUGAUGGACUCGCCCUAAAGAGAAUGGAGGGAUGAGAGGAACGCAAGGAAAGAGGAUUCAAGGGCACAACGAAUGAAAGUGAAUGGCUGGCAGGUGUGAAUGGAGUGGUUUUAUUCAGUUUUCCUAAUGAAGAUUGUGGAGAUUAUCUCAGAUUUUAUUUUAUUUUUUAAAUCAAAGCCUCUUCAGAGAAUCAACACGUGGUUAAAUCAGAACCUUUUGCAUGUAAUAGAUGGCCUCUGAGGAAGUUGGUGGAAUUUCCUUCCUUAAUACAUGACUGCCAAAUUUCAUUGAUAGACUCCAAGGCUCAGUCAGUUGAAAUAUGGGACGGAACUCAGUGAGUUGUAUCCAAACAAUCUGAAUGUCUGAAUCAUAUUUGAUUUCCACUGUCCCAUGGUAUUUCAUUGUAGCACACAUCUUCAAAUGAUGAACUACAGUGACAUGUAUCUAAGAACAGACUGUAACCUUGUGGAUUAGACCUAAUUGUGAACAAUGCAGUAUCAGCCUCUCCACACAAAAGCCAUACUAAAAUACCAGGCAAACGAAUGGCCAUUGACAAACACUAAAGCAUAGGGUCAGAUAGCCCUGCACCCAUAGGAGUAUUUGUAGGUUAGUCUUAGUGCUUGACUUGGUCAGGAGUUUACUAGAGUAGCGGCACCUCACAUUUUGUAAUUGAGUUUCUGCAACUCUAUAUAGAGUAUUGCACCUUAAAUGAAAAGCAGUAUUGGCACUCAAAAUUAGUCAAGUCAAGCACUGGUUAGUCUACAUACAGACAUGGGCUUUCAAUUCAUUCAUAGGAAUUACUUGCAAUAUGUUUUCAAGCAAUACUUUACAUACAGUUAAUUGCAAGAAAAAAUAACUGUAACUAGUAAUGGCAAUGACUGGCUGUAUGUAUUGGCCUGGGUGGCCUAGACGGGUCGGCAGAACGGCGAAAUAAAGGACUACGGUUUGACUAUUAGUCCAAUAAAAGGGAAUACCGGUAUUACGAUUGUCAACAAGAUGUUCGUGUCUCUGUACUUUUAAGAUAUUAGAUUUUAUUUAUACUGUUAGUUGACCCAAUGGGUACACAGGCUUAAUUCUGUAUGAAAGAGAAAGGUGUACUGUAAUUUUGCUGUGCUGGCACUACACGAGGAAUGAAGAUGCAGCUAGAUCAUGGGAAAAAGUGACUGUUCUUUUUUGGCCACUAUAGAGUGAUUUAAGAAGAGGCGAACUUCAAUAGCUCCUGAGAAUGUUUUUGAUUGGAUACAUGACUCCGAGCCAGAUCUUUUCGCUUGUCACCUCCAACCACUCUGAUUUUGGAUGGAAUGUUCAGUUUUAAAACCAUUCGACUGAAUUUGCCGUUUAUUCACGAUCAAAUCAAUUUGAGGCUGAAAUUAGGAAUUGGAAUGCAUAUUUGACAUGUCGUGCCAGCGGAACAUUUUGCUGCUCUUCUUGCAGCCGUUGAAAGACUGAAGAAAGGGACCUCUGUUUUGACGUGGAGGUCCUUAUACUGUGUAUGACCUUUUGAACUGCAAGCCUACUGGUGCCGAAUUGGGGCUUAUAGCAACAAUUAAAUGCAAAACAUUCAGCCUCGUGGGAAUAUACAGCCCAGUCUGACUGGGAACACUUUUAAUAAUUUUUGUCUGUUUACUUGUUUCUCUGUUCAAUAGGCUUGAUUGGUGAUUUACAUUGAUCUGAUGAUAUGCAAUCAUUUCAAUUUUAGUCUUUCAUAUAGCGUAAGUUCCUCUGUUGUUUUCAAACAUACGGUAUAUUGCAAAAUGUAAAGGGUCUAUACUUUCUGUCCUUUGGCCAUUUGCUGAUGAAUAAUUAAUUAGUAAAACAAUCAGAGCUGUUAAAUGCUUAUUGUCUACCUAAGCGGUUGUUCAUCUUCAGUCCUGUAGGGCUGAAUCUUCUGAUUUUCAUCCUCUCCUAAUCAGGGACUAACUGAGACCUGGGACACCAGGUGAGUGCAAUUAACUACCAGGCUGAAACAACAAACAGAAGUAUUUCAGCCAUCUUGGAGCAGAGUUAAAUAGCUGUAGUCUACACCAUUCAUGUUGUGUUCUGUAUUACAUAAUGAGCAGUUGAAAAUGGUUAUGAUUGUGUUAUCUUCACUGUUUCACCGAAAUUCAGAACAUGGCAAACAUGCCAAUAAGAGCUGAAGCCAGUAAAUGAUUAGAUUGGAAUCUGUUUGCCACUGUUAAUUCCUUCUCGAGUAUCUUUUACACAGUACUUUUUUAUUUCUUGGUUAAGGCUAUCUUCAGCUAGAUUGUUACACUUGGCCUCAGGUUUGGUACUGAAAUAAAGCAAUCCAUUGAGAAUGUUGUGAGUUAUGUUUUUCAAAUAGGUUUUUUAAGUGGAUUUAUGUAGGGAUUUUUUUUUUAUAAUGAGUUGAAUCUGCAAAGAAAACAGUGUUCUUUAUGACUUGUUACACUGUUACUGAAUUACCAUACCCUCCUCUCAAGGACCUUCACCUAGCUCCCACACUUAUGUUCUAGUUUUAUAAUGUACUCCUACAGUAAUGUUCUUUGCAGAUGUGGAUGUUUGUGUUUCAUUAUCAUUUGUGGCUCUGUCAAUUUAAUUAUUUUUUCAUUGAAAAAUAACACUAGGUGACAAAUGGUUAAACCCUGGCCUAUAUGUUGCUCUAUGAUUUGUUUGGUUCAUUAAUCAUUUAAAAAAAAAAAAAAUCCUCAAAGAUGACUUGGAAUCUUUGAAAAUGUGGACACAUACAGGAUGCCUGGGUCCAGUUUAGAAAGUUGUAAAAAUGUUAAUGUUUGUGUCAAUAAUAACUCUAAUAUAAUAAUACAAAAGUAGUGUUUUCAUAUGGAUACACAUUGUCGUUUUGUCUGUCAUGUUGGUACGGUUUGGGGAGGGGUGUUCCAUUUAGAGUAUCACAAUGUAAAAGGAUGUAAAAUCAUUGGUAGUUAGUAUGUGUAAAUUGAUGUAAAUUAGCAAUACAAGAAAUCACCAAAACUCUUUCACAUUUCCUUGUAUAGUCAGUGUAAAUUAAACAUCAACCGUAAUAAUAAUGAUACUUAAUAGUAGUACUAAAGCUUAUAACAUGGAAAAGUUCAAAUCAAUAUUUGUAUUUUAAAAAUACUGUAUUUAAAAGAUUAAAUUCUAUUUUUUACUCAAUUUGCUGAUGUUUGUUGAUACUCGUUUUAUUUUUGUGUGGGUUCAAGUCUAAUGGCUGUUCAUGUCUGUGUACUGUUUUUCAGUAAGCUACAAUGGUUAUUUGGAUGUUACUGUCUAAACAAAAUGUUUAUAAUUAAAUCACUGUGAAGAAAAUACAAAUGCUACACUGCAGGAAACAAGGGGUACAUUAAAAUAUUGUAGGUGCUUUGUGUUUUGUAAUAAAUUAACACACACCGUCACAUAUUA
This is a messenger RNA of Esox lucius (northern pike), 5249 nucleotides long. RefSeq names its product estrogen-related receptor alpha (gene esrra). The record is from RefSeq and is a predicted model, not a curated record. Gene Ontology annotation, cellular component: nucleus. Bases 609 to 1910 code for a protein of 433 amino acids. NCBI's taxonomy places the organism in Eukaryota, Metazoa, Chordata, Actinopteri, Esociformes, Esocidae. The transcript has 8 exons. Gene Ontology annotation, molecular function: steroid binding; zinc ion binding; sequence-specific DNA binding. Gene Ontology annotation, biological process: regulation of DNA-templated transcription.